CCAUUUCUGUGAUUGCGAUGCUAUACUUUUUUCAGUAUAAUUUUAGAGAAGUAUUUUGUUUGUUCCUUUUAUUGAAUUACGAAUAAUUUAUGGAAACUAAUUAAAGGGGAUUAAUUGUCAAAAUAGAAUAAUCUCUAAAAAUUAAAUAUAAUUACAAUGACAGCUAAUUUCUGGAAAAGUUCUCAUUCAAAUAACUGGAUUUUUUUAGGGCAAACACUCAACACUUUAAGACAUAAUGAUUACCAACUCCUAACAGAAAUUGAUUACCAAAAAUUGAUGAUUUUCUUUGCUGAUUUUAUCCAGUCCUUGGGUGAACAACUUAAAGUAAAGCAACAGGUGGUAGCCACUGCUGUGGGCUACUUUAAACGCUUUUAUGUAAUCAAUUCUCUGAAAGAUGUGGAUCCAUUUUUAUUAGCCCCAACAUCACUUUUUCUAGCUUCCAAGGUUGAAGAAUUUGGCGUCAUUUCAAAUACACGUCUUAUUGCCUCUUGUCAGGGGCUAUUAAAAACCAAGUACGUUUUUCUUCAAUUACCUGAAUACUCUUACCGCUCUAAUAAUGUAUUAGAAUGUGAAUUUUACCUAUUGGAAAUGCUAGAUUGUUCGCUGCUAUUCUACCAACCAUACAGACCUCUAGUACUCUUAGCUUCCGAUAUGGGCCAAGAGGACAAAAUUUUACCCCUGGCUUGGAACUUGGUUAACGAUUCGCUCAGAACUGAUUUGUGUCUAAAAACUGCACCCCACCUUAUAGCUAUAACAUGUUUGCACUUAGCAUGUGUGUUACUACAGAAAAAUAAUUAUGUCAAUUGGUUUGCCGAACUUAAUGUUGAUUGGGAUUUGAUAGUGGAGAUAACUAGUGAGAUUGUCAACCUGUAUGACAUUUGGAAUGAAAUGGAUGAUAAAAACGAUAUACCUCAGAUACUUAAUAAGCUGCCUAAGGUUAAACUAAAUUCUUCCAAUCUAUCUAUAGGAAACAAUGCUCAAUCCUCUAAUAAUCUCAAUAAUAGCCUUAAUAUGGAUAAUAAUUGCUUGAAUAUAAUGAACAAAAAUAAUAACCUUAAUAUGUGUUGAUUGUACUCAUACCAUUUAUACUCAUAAUAUAUAUUAAAAUUUCUUUUUGAGUGAUUGAUUUGUUAAAUAAAAAAAUAAUAUACUAAUUGAAAUCAUUGUAAUUUAAACAAAAUAAAUAGAGAGAAAU
This is a messenger RNA of Gordionus sp. m RMFG-2023, 1195 nucleotides long. RefSeq names its product cyclin-C-like. Gene Ontology annotation, cellular component: nucleus; mediator complex. Gene Ontology annotation, biological process: positive regulation of transcription by RNA polymerase II. Gene Ontology annotation, molecular function: cyclin-dependent protein serine/threonine kinase regulator activity. The transcript has 2 exons. Bases 157 to 1068 code for a protein of 303 amino acids. The record is from RefSeq and is a predicted model, not a curated record. NCBI's taxonomy places the organism in Eukaryota, Metazoa, Nematomorpha, Gordioida, Chordodea, Parachordodidae.